AUGCCCAGGUCUACAGGAGACGUGGAAUCAACUACUCCUGAUCCUGAUUUUGACACUACUCUACAGCAAUAUCUUGAUCAACGAAAGAAAGGGAAACAAGGGUCAAAGAUUAAAAUGGGUGAUCUUCCUAUUAAAUCUUUGAAGAAUUAUUCGCAGCCCUCUCCGAGUGGUGUGCCUACUGGCAUUGCUAUGCCAAAUAUUCAAGCAGCAAACUUUGAGAUCAAACCGGCGUUGCUCACUAUGAUCCUACAGAAUCAGUUUGCUGGUCUUCCAACUGAAGAUCCUACGCUUCACUUGCAAAGGUUUCAACAGCUCUGCUCUACCAUCAAGUUUCAGGGAGUCACUGCAGAUCAAGUGAAAGUUAUGUUGUUCGGGUUUUCUCUUCGUGAUGAAGCUCAGAAGUGGUUGAAUGAUAUUAAUGUGACCGAGUGGGAUGCAAUUGCUCAAGCCUUUCUCACUGAGUAUUUCCCUCCCAACAAAACUAAUGAUUUGGUUGACAAGUUGACCACUUUCAAACAAGAAUAUGAUGAAACUCUUAAGGAUGCAUGGGACAGAUUCAAAGAUAUUCAACGCUCGUGUCCUCAUCAUGGUCUUGAGAAGCGGUUUCUUCUCAAGCGUUUCUAUUAUGGUCUUGACUCCGAGACGAAGAGCACGGUAGAUAAUGCUGCAGGUGGUGUUUUUCUAGACAAAGGAGUUGAUGAUGGUUAUGCCUUUCUUGCAAAUCUAGCUGCAAAUCACUUCAAUAACCCGAGAGCACCUAAGAAAGGGGGUAAACUUGAAGUAGAUGCUUAUUCUCUUUUAUCAUCUCAACUCGCAACAUUGACACAAGAGAUUCACUCGUUGAAAACUUCACAAGCCUCUAAUACUCAACCUAUGAGUAUUAAUGCACUACCUUCUAUGGCUCCUAUGAAUAAUCAGGUUUGUGAAGUAUGUGGUAUUCAAGGACACCUUGGUAAUGAUUGUUUGUACAAUGUUCAGAAUGCACAGAAUUUUCAGAUGGAGCAGGCAAAUGCUUUUCAGCAGAGGCAGCAAUAUAAUCCGUACUCCAACACUUACAAUCCGGGGUGGAGAGAUCAUCUUAAUUUCUCCUACAGGAAUAACAAUGGUCAAAAUCCUCCUCCAAAUCAGCAGCAACAAUAUCAGCAUCCUCAGCAACAACAAUAUAGGCCUUCUCAAGGGCCUAUGAACCCUCCUGGAUUUCAGAAACCUGCUCAACAACAUGCUCAUCCAUCUAGCCCAGCUGCACAACCUGAUCAGACGCAAGAGAUGUUAAAGUUGUUGAUGCAAGAAAUUAAAGACAUGAAAGUUCACAAUAAGAUGAUGGAGACUCAGAUUGCACAAUUAGCCAGCUCUUCAACUACAAGGCAACUUGGUUCUUUACCAUCUCAACCAACUCAUUCAAAGGAGAAUAUAAGUGCUAUUGCUUUGAGGAGUGGUCUCACAUAUGAUGGUCCUCCAAUGCCUGUGGAUGAUGUGAUUGAUGAGAAAGAAAAGGAAAGCUCCAAUGAUGAUAAGGUGAAUGAAGCUGUUGAUUUAACAAACAAGGGUGGAACUGAAGGAAGCAAGAAUGAUGAUACCGAGAAGACUGUUAGUGCUCCUCCACCUUUUGUGCCUAAUCUGCCAUUCCCUAGCAGGAUGAACAAGACAAAGGUAGAUCAACAGUUUGGUAAGUUUAUGAAACUUGUCAAAAAUCUUGAGGUAACAGUUCCUUUCACUGAUUUAAUUUCUCAAGUUCCAUCAUACGCAAAGUUUCUAAAGGAUAUUCUUACAAAGAAACGAUCUUUUGGUGAGGUGGAGACAGUUGCUUUUACUGAAGAAUGUAGUGCUGUUUUACAAAAUAAGUCUCCACCUAAACUUAAAGAUCCUGGAAGUUUUUCAAUUCCAUGUCACUUGGGUGCAUUAUUUAUUGACAAAGCUUUAUGUGACUUAGGCGCUAGCGUCUCUGUUAUGCCUCUCUCCAUUUUUCAAAAACUAAACAUGGGAGAUCUUAAAUGCACACAAAUGACAUUACAAAUGGCAGACCGUUCUAUAAAAUAUCCUUUGGGUAUUUUAGAGGAUGUGCCUGUUAGAGUUGGAAAAUUUUACAUUCCUGUAGACUUUGUGGUUUUGGACAUGGAAGAGGAUAGUCAAAUUCCCAUUAUUUUGGGUAGACCAUUUCUCUGUACUGCUGGUGCUGCUAUUGAUGUCAAAAAUGAGACAUUAACUUUGUGUGUAGGGGAUAAUAAGAGUACUUUUACACUAACAUCUGCUCUUAAGUCCCCUAUGCUUGAGAAUACUUGUUGCAGGAUAGAUGUCAUUGAUGCAAUUGUCCAAGAUGAGCUACCACAGGUUUUACUAGAUGAUCCAUUGGAAGCAGUCCUUAUGCUUGAAGCUUACGAAGGAGAAGGACACGCUGAAAUUGAUUCACUGAAAAUGCUCUAG
This is a messenger RNA of Daucus carota subsp. sativus, 2421 nucleotides long. RefSeq lists its product as uncharacterized. The record is from RefSeq and is a predicted model, not a curated record. NCBI's taxonomy places the organism in Eukaryota, Viridiplantae, Streptophyta, Magnoliopsida, Apiales, Apiaceae. The coding region runs from base 1 to 2421 and encodes 806 amino acids. The transcript has a single exon.